CAGUGUAGAACGUGUUGUAUGACGAAACAUUUAUAACACAAAUAGCUGAAUUUAAUGUAAUUAGCAUGUGUUAAUGCUUGCUGUGCUUAACAUCUCUCUAUUUCUCUCUCUCUCUCUGUGUGUGUGUUAACGAAGAAUGGAUUCACACAGAAAUGAAAUGAUAAAAUUGCUUUUUGCCAAUGGCUGUAAACAGAGAGAAAUAUGCUCUAUUCUUUGUGCCUCUGGAUUCAAAAUCAGUGAAAGGCAUUUAAGAAGAUUAAUUAAAACCCUUGGUUUGAGGCGGAGGAGUUAUGACAGGCCCCUUGAUGAAAUAUGUCAAGCUAUAAUGAGUGAGUUGAAACACUGGUCACCUUGGCAGGGCAUCCGUGCCAUGCACAAACGGGUACGUGGUGUCGGAGGAAUCCAGCCUUGCUACAGGAACGAUGUAGGUGUAAUAAUGGGAGAGCUUGAUGCCAGUGGUCUUAUUAGAAGAUGUCCUGGGAAAAAAAAAAUUGAACGAAGGAACUACUUUAGUCGUGGACCAAAUUAUACUUGGCACAUCGAUGGAAAUGACAAAUUGAAAUUCUUUGGAAUAUGGGUGCAUCUUGGUAUUGAUGGAUUUUCUAGGAAAAUUCUUUGGCUUAUGGUUGGCACCUCUAACCGACAGCAGAGCUUCAUUGCAAGGUACUUCUAUGAUGCUGUUUGGGAACACAACGGUAUGUAUUUUUGGCUGCUUGCAACUCUUAAUGACAAAAUUGUGUAUAUACACUUUAUACAGUCAUGUGAAAAAGUUAAAAUGCCCCAUUAAAUAUUCAGUUUUUGUUAAGAAUGUCAACAUGUUAUUUUUUGAUCUUGUUUUAAUGUGUACCUAUAGAUGAAAGUGAUGUACCGUAUGUGGGGGUGUCCUUACUUUUUCCUCACAAGAAAUUAGAUUUUUGGAAAUUCUGGAUUUUUUUUUCUUCAAAUUUACAGAAAAUUUUUAAUACUUUUCUUUAGUUUUUUUUUUAGUUAUUACUUUAUCUCAAUAUUGUUAAUAUAUAGAUGAAAUGUCCAUAACAGGCUUUCAGGGGGAGUUUUUCACAUGACUGUAUUAAAUGCUUUAAAAUAAUAAUUUUUAUUCUAGGUUGUCCAAGAUUUAUUCGGGCAGACAGAGGAAAGGAAAACCUUAUUGUCGGACAGAUGCAAGUGGCAUUUCACUUCAGGCAGGCUAGUGAUCAUGGACGAGAUUCUUUCAGAGUGGGCAAAUCAGUCCACAAUCAGGCAUGUAAUCGUUGUUGCUUAAUCACUGCAUAAUUUAAUUAAACAUUCGUUUAAAAUGUUUUUGGAGUAUGUGCUGUGCAGACAAACCUGUAUUAUACAAGAAAGUUUAAAACAAAAAUAGCCAACAUAUGAUUUAAUUA
Misgurnus anguillicaudatus (oriental weatherfish) is the source of this 1379-nucleotide messenger RNA. The record is from RefSeq and is a predicted model, not a curated record. Lineage: Eukaryota; Metazoa; Chordata; Actinopteri; Cypriniformes; Cobitidae.